This is a messenger RNA of Suillus paluster, 1149 nucleotides long. RefSeq lists its product as uncharacterized. The transcript has 6 exons. The record is from RefSeq and is a predicted model, not a curated record. Lineage: Eukaryota; Fungi; Basidiomycota; Agaricomycetes; Boletales; Suillaceae. Bases 1 to 1149 code for a protein of 382 amino acids.
AUGGCGACUGUUCGCCUUAAAGAUGGGUCUGCCUUAGGAGGCCCUUCCUUUAAAAACAGGACAGUUUCAAUUGCGGACUUUGGCCAUGGCCCGCCCGCACUUCUUGGCUCUUUCUCGCAGUCUAGUAUUGCUUCACACCCAUUCCUGUGGUUUACGGUCACUACGAAAGUGGCUUUCGCUCAAGCUAUCGCCGACCCUCUCGCAGAUACUGCGUCUGCUCUCAGGCAGUCCAUGCAUGACGGUGCAUUUAUCCACACCAAGUACUAUGCCGUGUCCAAGCGUAAAACUUGGAGAAAUCCAGGAGAAAUCCAUUUCGUAUACGCAAACGACGCAGUCCUAACCCACGACAUCGACAUCGUGUCCGUUCCCCUUUUUUACAAAGGAAAUCGUUUACUCGUGCAGUAUCAGAGCCAAUCUGGGCUAAUCAGGGAUGCUGAGCGAUAUGAUUAUGACCUCGAUAGCGACAUUGAAGAGGAGGACGAAGAAGAGAAAGAGAAAGAAGAAGAAGGAGCUCCUAGCAAGACCCCGCCUUAUCAUCAUGACUAUUCUCGUGGGACGGAACAUCUCGAUUUCGAUGCGUCUGAUACUGCUUCCAGUAUUGCUCUAAGUUCGGAUGACCGGGAUGACCUCGGCUCCAUAAAAAAAUUCGUGGCUGGGCUAUUACCUUCACCCGUCCUUCAGACCCACCGAAUAGUGCUAGUUCGCAACACGGCAAUCACGACCUGGGCAUCCUAUGUAUACUAUUGCUACACUGGCCAGGUUUCUUUCUACCCUCUGAAGUCCAAAGAUCCGCAUAGUCGACGCGACAAGACAACUGAUACUCUACGCUGCUCUCCCAAGUCAAUGUACCGACUCGCGGUCAAGCUCGAGAAUGCACGUCUGCAAGCUCUGGCGUUUCAGGCAAUCAAGUCUAGUUUGUCCAAGAGUAAUAUCUUGGAUGAGGCGUUCUCGUGGUUUACAGCACAGUACCAAGACAUUCGAAACAUGGAACUAGAACUCCUGAUGGAGUUCCGUAGCGCCCCUGAGGUAUCAGCUCGUCUGUCGCAGAAUGUUGAAGCUAUUUCCCGGGGAGAAAAACCCCAUGCUUGUGCUAUGCUUCACGCCUUCUUAGCACGCUUGACACAGCUGGGGACAGGUGGUACGCAAUAA